Esox lucius (northern pike) is the source of this 577-nucleotide messenger RNA. RefSeq names its product ribosomal protein S27, isoform 2 (gene rps27.2). Gene Ontology annotation, biological process: ribosomal small subunit assembly; translation. NCBI's taxonomy places the organism in Eukaryota, Metazoa, Chordata, Actinopteri, Esociformes, Esocidae. Bases 1 to 363 code for a protein of 120 amino acids. The record is from RefSeq and is a predicted model, not a curated record. Gene Ontology annotation, molecular function: structural constituent of ribosome; RNA binding. Gene Ontology annotation, cellular component: ribosome; cytosolic small ribosomal subunit. The transcript has 5 exons.
AUGACAACAGGGAAACACUUCCGGCCCCUGCAAUUCAGCCCCGUUCAUAUAUUAAAAGUCAACUUCCGGUGGGACCUUCUUUUCGGCGAUCGCUACGAACUCGCCAACAUGCCACUCGCAAAGGACCUGUUGCACCCAUCCUCAGAGGAGGAGAAGAGGAGUCACAAGAAGAAGCGUCUUGUACAAAGCCCUAAUUCCUAUUUCAUGGAUGUCAAAUGUCCAGGAUGCUAUAAGAUAACGACAGUUUUCAGUCACGCCCAGACAGUCGUGCUGUGUGUUGGAUGCUCCACAGUCCUGUGUCAACCUACGGGGGGGAAAGCACGCCUCACAGAAGGAUGCUCAUUCAGGAGAAAACAGCACUAGUCUCUAAAUGGACCUUGUCGGACAGAGAGACAGGAUUGGAUGACAGGUUUUGCAGUGACCCUGCUCAGGAAGUUGCUACACAAGGAAAAAAGGAAACGUUGAACUGAUGAGGGAAAUGUAUGCUAUGGUGUUGAGCUUCGCUGUAAUGACCGCUGUAACGCCAGUACUCCGCCUGUCUCUCAUUUAUUAAAGUUUAGUUUUUUUCGUUAAAGAA